AUGUCGGCGAGUUAUUGCCGCGUGCUGGUCUUGCUGUCAUGUGGAUAUAUCUACGGUAUAUCAGACGCAGAUUUUGAGAUCCGCGUGCCGUGUGGCCCCUUCCUCAGAGUUGGACGUGAUGCAGGACGCUCCGUUCAAUUGAGAGGUCUCUACUACAAUACUUCCAUCUACGAUCCAAACACCCAGGAUUCCGUCGAAGCCUACCUCGGGAUUCCUUUCGCUACGAAACCAGUCGGCAAAAAUCGAUUCAGAGAAGCCUCUCUGAGGCCCGUCCAUACCUUGGGUGCGGAAUUCGACGCCACGCAAUGGAAAGCAGGUUGCAUGCAGCAGCCCGGGCUCUUCACGAACGAUAGUAAUCUAUUCAGCGAGGACUGUCUCUACCUGAACGUCUGGAAACGACGAGGGACGGAGAAUGGCGAUCUCAGACCCGUCGUAUUCAUCAUUCAUGGAGGCGGCUACGUCGCGGGAGACGGCCACGAGUUCGAUUGGCGAGGACCCCAGAUGGCUUUUUUCGAGGAUCUCGUCGUUGUGAAUCUCAAUUAUCGAUUGGGAGUUUUCGGAUUCCUGGAUCUGGGUCUCCCGCACGCAGCGGGCCAUCAGGGUCACUUGGACCAGGUGCUCGCUUUGCGCUGGGUCAAACAAAAUAUCCGAUACUUCGGAGGGGAUCCGGAUCGAGUGACACUUUUCGGCGUCAGUGCUGGAUCCUUCUCGAUUUCGUGGCAUCUACUGACGGGCUUGUCUGCGGGUCUGUUCCACGCGGCGGUCAUCGAUGCGGGAGUUCUGACCCUCACACAUGCCGAAACUAAACGAGACCACAUCUUGAGAGCACGCCAGAUGGUGCAAGCGAGCGUUUGUCCGAACUUAAGAAAUGACUCAUCGAAGGAUCAGCGUAGGGAAAUCCUGGAUUGCCUGAUGGGAAUGGACGCGAAGCGAUUGGUCGAGCUCCAGAACGAAUACGGUGUGAGUCAGACUUACACGUUCCGGCCCACCUUCAACAAUGAAAAAUAUCUUCCACGGUCGCCUUCAUGCAUGACUAAUGAGAAAGCCUUCGCCGUGAAUGUCCCGAUAAUUAUCGGCGAUACCACCAAUGAGGGUUUAUUCCUCCUCUCCAAAAAAGUACAUGGUCCUCUGCCAAGUUUUCAGAACUUCGAGCAAGUUCUGGAAUGGGACAUAAACAUUUUAAGAGGUCACCAUGCCGCCGAUGCUGCUCAGUACGGUCCAGAGAACGAGACUAUCAGAGAUAUCUACCAUGGGAGGGACGGAAAUCGAAGCUCCGCAGGGGAAACACUCUUCAACGAAGCUACUCAAAUAAUAGGCGAUGCAUUAUUCGUGUGCCCGGUGAUGAAUUUCGCCAAUCGCUACUCAACGGUUCAACCGAAUGUCUACUUCUACCGUUGGCAACGCCUUCGGGUAGAUGAGACCUUUCCAGGUGAGCGGGAAAAAGGUGCCUACCAUGGCUUGAUGUUCUAUACGGGAGCCGGGGGUCAAUAUCUGUCUUUGUACGGGCAAAUGGCCGAUGCAGACAAACUUUACAUACAGAAAACGAUCAGAAUGAUUGCUGAUUUCGCGUCCGAUCCCGAUGGGGCGCUAGAAUUUAAUGGGACGAGACUCGCACCACAUCGGGCAGACGGCGCCGUGAACAACUUCGAUGCUAAGGGUCUAGAAAUUAUCGCAUCCCAUCCGAAGGCCCGCACUUGUCGGACAGUUUGGCCAAUAUUUGCAACAUCUGGAUGCUCGAAAUCUCCCUCUCCUGAAAUAAAUUAA
This is a messenger RNA of Galendromus occidentalis (western predatory mite), 1764 nucleotides long. Its product is annotated as carboxylesterase 5A-like. Gene Ontology annotation, cellular component: plasma membrane. The record is from RefSeq and is a predicted model, not a curated record. The transcript has a single exon. Lineage: Eukaryota; Metazoa; Arthropoda; Arachnida; Mesostigmata; Phytoseiidae. Gene Ontology annotation, molecular function: acetylcholinesterase activity. Gene Ontology annotation, biological process: choline metabolic process; acetylcholine catabolic process. Bases 1 to 1764 code for a protein of 587 amino acids.